Molecule: messenger RNA, 1770 nt
Organism: Hippocampus comes (tiger tail seahorse)
Lineage: Eukaryota; Metazoa; Chordata; Actinopteri; Syngnathiformes; Syngnathidae
Product: claudin-8-like
Exons: 2
Coding region: 100-1008 (302 amino acids)
Cellular component (GO): membrane; bicellular tight junction
Molecular function (GO): structural molecule activity
Source: RefSeq, a predicted model, not a curated record
CGUCGUUCGAAUUUUUGUGUCUGUAUAACCACCUCGGCCGGUCGGGCUCCUCAGACUCCUCUCCGCCAGUCGCGAGAGCGCCGCCAGUGUGCUCAACCAAUGGCCUCCUACACGGCCUACAGCGGCUACACCAAGCCGGCGGUGUCCUACGCCGCCUCGUACUACGACGAGAAGCGGCCUUACUCGGCGCCCUACACGGCGCCCUACACGGCGCGCUACACCGACUACACCGACAACAAGGACUCGCUGUACGAGGAGAAGAAGAAAAUCGAGAAGAGGAAGCGCAAGUACGCCUAUUGCUGCGAGGUGGUGGCCCUGGUCAUCGGCUUCAUCGGACUCAUCGGCGUGGCGGCGACGACGGGCCUGCCCAUGUGGAGGGUGACGGCCUUCAUCGAGGAGAACAUCAUCGUGAUGGAGACGCGCUGGGAGGGCUUGUGGAUGAACUGCUACCGGCAGGCCAACAUCCGCAUGCAGUGCAAGGUGUACGACUCGCUGCUCUUCCUGCCGCCCGACCUGCAGGCGGCCCGCGGCCUGAUGUGCGCCUCGGUGGCCGUCACCUCCUUCGCCCUCAUCGUCUCGGCCGUGGGCAUGAAGUGCACCAAGGUGGUGGACCACCGCGCUCGCACCAAGCACAUCGUCCUGGUGACCGGCGGCGCGCUCUUCCUGCUGGCCUGCAUCACCACGCUCAUCCCCGUGUCCUGGACGGGCCACCGGAUCAUCCAGGAAUUCUACAACCCGCUGCUGAUCGACGCCCAGCGGCGGGAGCUGGGCGAGGCGCUCUACAUCGGUUGGGUGACUUCGGCCUUGCUGUUCGCCGCCGGGGUGAUCCUGCUGUCUCGCCACGCCCCCCGCAUGCAGGAGCCCGAACAGAGGGUCAUAUACAACCCCGCCUCGUACGUCUACGGAUCCGCGUACGGGCCGCAGAGCAACUACCAGCCCGCGUACACCUACCAGCCCGCCUACUCCGCACCGCCGCCGGGGUCUCUCGCCUACACUCCGGUGCAGUAGGCCGAGACGGCUUGACGUUUUUUUCUAAACUGACCUGGAAAAGGCUGAAGACAAAAAAAAAAAAAAGUAUUCCAGUGAGUGUGUGUGUGUGAUUUUUUGUGGAACGGAUUGAUUUGAUUCAUGUCUUAUGCGCAUCACGAUGACGAUGUUUUUGACGAUGAUUGUCGAUUUGCCCUUUGCGGCCUCUAUUGAAAUGUUCUUUGAGAAAAUGAUGCCCUAAGAGAAAAUGCAUUUUUUUUUGUUUUUUUUUUUACACCGUUGAGGUUUUAUGAACUGUACAUAGUUGAUUUUUAUUUCGAGGGCCCUCUCCGGUGCUCAAUAAAUAGAGACGGUUGAGGAAGAAAAAAAAAAAAAAAAAAAGGGCCUUUGUUGAUUUUGUUUUCCGGGAUCGUGUUUGACUCAGCGGUGAGCCGAGGCGUUGUUAUGUCUUUUGUCGACAUCAACGAUGCAGCUCGACUGGUCCGACAAGAACAUUGUCACAGGUCCACCCACCAGACAAAACAGACACCGGAUGUCUGAGCUGCCGCAGCAGGAGACAAUUACCCGUUUGACAUUUCACUAAAGCACAAACAGAAAGUGCAACCCACGUGCCAAGAACCUCACAAGAUGAGAUGAAAUCAAACACAACUUCAGGCGAAGCGAGGAUGCGACUGAUUCUGAGCCAUAUCGGACCAAACAUUGCCGCAGUUGAGGUCAAAGGCCAAAUCUGCAAUGCAACACGGAUGUGAAGCGGCUCAGUCAAGCGCAGGGGCACAUUCAGAU